AUGAGGGAGUUGAAGAAACACAAAGAUGCAUAUCAUGUAACUUAUUUGGAUACUAGAUACGUUUCUGUUGUGCAGGGACUUUCUCCUGAUCUCACUCUCAUCCCAAAGCCAAUUGCAAUCGCCAAAACACACUACUCUGGCGUUGCUAGCUAUGAGGGACUAUCGUUUCUUGCUUCCGGUUAUAUGGAAUUCAAGAACCCGUUCAACAGGCUUGGAAGAGAUGAACAAAAAGGACAGCUUGUCGCAUAUCUUAUGAAAACUCUCCAGAAUCACACGUCCAAAAUUGAGGUUGUGGGCUGCCUUUCCAACUUUCAUAAAAUCAUUUUUAUGAGAGCAAAAAGAGCACCCAAUCUUAAAACCAUCUAUUGUGAAAUCACCAAAGAGUUUGAUUUGUUUGGUGAAGAUACUACUUAUGAAGGGUGGAAGUAUUUAUUUAACAUGCUGAAAUAUAACUGUAACGAAGAAUUAACAAUAUCUCCUGCAAUUGAGCACAAUUUCGAGUUAACACGUGGUAAAGGGGCUUCUUCGUAUGUGUAUGCUAUGAACAAGAAGUCUAUUGCUCUAAAACUGUUUGCACCAUGUGAAGAAACAAUGCACACCUUUAAAAACGAAGCACAAACUUUGAUCAAGCUAAAAGGGAUUCCUGGACUUCCUGAAAUACUUGAUAUUAAGCUUCACCAAUUUUAUUCUGUUCAGUCCAUUCCCGUCAAAGUCCAAUAUUUAAGUCUAUGCAAAUGUCAACAAGAUACAUUGAAUCAAGCCAUUCGCAAGCCACUUUCUCACAUCUCUUCCGUUACCAGGUAUCAGUUGUCAUUGAAUCAGGUUUGCCAUUGUCAACCUUCAUUAAGGCCAUUUAUAUAG
Naegleria lovaniensis is the source of this 861-nucleotide messenger RNA. RefSeq lists its product as uncharacterized. The record is from RefSeq and is a predicted model, not a curated record. Bases 1 to 861 code for a protein of 286 amino acids. The transcript has a single exon. NCBI's taxonomy places the organism in Eukaryota, Heterolobosea, Eutetramitea, Acrasida, Naegleriidae.